GCGGGAGUCUGGGGUCCGCGGCGGUACCCGGGGCUGAGGCGGCGUGCGGCCAGGGCCCCCACCGUGCCAGAGGCUCUCUAGUGUGCACCUACUGUGUGUAGAGUCCUGUGCAUGCACUGUCUGUGCUCCUCAUGACAUUCUGAGGGUGAUCCUGUUUGCAGCAGGCAUGUCAGAAGAUGAGGCAGCUCAGGCCCACAGACCCAGCUUGUGUGAGCAGGACCAGCAGAACGUCGUACACCGAGUUGUGGCCCUGCCCCUGGUCAGGGCCACGUGCACUGCUGUCUCUGGUGCAUAUAGCGCAGCCAAGGAUAGACAUCCGCUACUGGGUUCUGCCUGCCGCCUGGCCGAACACUGCGUGGGCAGCCUCACCACCAGCGCCCUGGACCAUGCCCAGCCACUGCUCAGCCACCUGCAGCCUCAGCUCGCUACAAUGAAUGAUCUUGCCUGCAGGGGUCUGGACAAGCUGGAGGAGAAGCUACCUUUUCUCCAGCAGCCUUCGGAGAUGGUCGUGACCUCAGCCAAGGAUGCAGUGGCCAGCAGUAUGACAGGCGUGGUGGGCCUGGCACGGCAGAGUCGGCGCUGGAGUGUGGAGCUAAAGCGUUCCAUGAGCCAUGCUGUGGACGUCGUGCUGGGCAAGUCAGAGGAGCUGGUGGACCACUUCCUGCCCAUGACCGAGGAGGAACUCUUGGCGCUGGCGGCUGAAGCUGAGGGCCCAGAGGUGGGCUCGGUGGAAGAGCAGAGGAGACAUCAGGGCUACUUUGUGCGCCUGGGCUCCCUGUCAGCACGGCUCCGCCACCUGGCAUAUGAGCACUCUCUGGGGAAACUGAGGCAGAAGAAACAUCAUGCCCAGGACACACUGGCCCAGCUGCAGGAGACACUGGAGCUGAUUGACCUCGUGCGGUGUGGGAUGACCCCCACUGCCCCGGCUAACCCUGGGAAAGUGCACGAGCUGUGGGGGGGCUGGGGUCUGAGCACCCUGGAGAACGGCCGCCGUCGCAGCCAGGCAGAGCUGGAAACGCUGGUACUGUCCCGAAGUCUGAUGCAGGAGCUACAGAACUCGGUGGACGCACUGGAGACCAGUGUGCGGGGCCUGCCCCCAGGUGCCCAGGAGAAGGUGUCUGAGGUGCGGCGCAGCGUGGAUGCCCUGCAGGCUGCCUUCGCUGAUGCACGCUGCUUUGGGGACGUGCCGGCAUCAGCGUUGGCUGAGGGCCGGGGCAGAGUGGCUCGGGCUCAUGCCUGUGUGGAUGAGCUGCUCGAGCUGGUGGUGCAAGCCAUGCCACUGCCCUGGCUUGUGGGGCCCUUCUCGCCCAUCCUCAUAGAGCGGUCAGAGCCUCUACCUGACCUGGAGAACCUGGUGGACGAGGUCGUGGGGAGCCCGGACCCCCGCUGGGCACAUCUGGACUGGCCCGCCCAGCAGAGAGCCUGGCAGGCCCAGCACGGGAACGGGACAGGUCUCCCAGAGGACAUUCCAGAGGAGCCUGAGCCCCCCAGCUGCCCCAAGCACACCUUGAUGCCAGAGCUGGACUUCUGACAGGAUGGAGCCUCGCAGCCACAGAGGCAGCAGGAAGCUGCCCUACACCUCCAUGUCCUGCUGGCCCCUAGUGGCCAUGCAGAAGCACUUACAGCCAAUGCCUUGACCUUGGCGCAGGCUCGGAGUUGGGGGUUCUGGUGGAAUUCUGAAUCUAGAUCAGCUUCACUGAUAUCAGACCCUCCCCAUCUUUCCCUUGGACAUAUGGGGACAUGAACCUAAUUCAGGUCUGACUAGUCCCCAGUUGGGUUCAUCUAUCUUUGGUCACCUGUUCCUUUACCCCAAGAAGCUGAUCAAAACUCCUCAAAACACAAGCAUUUUGCCAAAUGCUUCUAUUUGGAGCUUUGAAAAGUGAGCAUUCCCCCUGCUCACCCAGCUUGUACAUCCUGGACUGAGGGAUCCCCAGAGAGUCUAUGUUGCACCAGCUGAGCCUGCCAGACCCACUUGCUUUGCUGUUUGGGGUAUGCUCUCCAGAAUAAAGGUGCU
Messenger RNA from Molossus molossus (Pallas's mastiff bat), 2014 nucleotides. It is a transcript of the gene PLIN5, whose product is annotated as perilipin 5. Lineage: Eukaryota; Metazoa; Chordata; Mammalia; Chiroptera; Molossidae. The record is from RefSeq and is a predicted model, not a curated record. Gene Ontology annotation, cellular component: lipid droplet; cytosol. The transcript is spliced from 9 exons. Gene Ontology annotation, biological process: lipid storage; positive regulation of triglyceride storage. The coding region runs from base 167 to 1531 and encodes 454 amino acids.